UUGCUUUGGGCCAGGGCCCAUAGAACUACAUUAACAUAUUUAAAAGGCGAGAGUAACGAAACCUUGCGUAAGAAGAUAAGUGGAAACCUAAAUUGCCGACCAUGAGGCCGAACCUGAGAUCUUUGGUCGCGAAGGCUUACCGCGUUCGUCAAGGGCGUACUUUCUCAUCCUCCUCCUCCUCCGCUCCCAAUCCUAUCGAUGACAAAGGGGGAAUUUCUAUUUACGAGUGGCUCUUACCUCGAGGUUUUGCAACGUUAACGGGGUUCGUUGUAGCUUCUUACUUUACGGGAGAUAGUGCUUCCAAAUUUGAUGAAAUGGUGAAAGAGUAUAACAAGGAUGCUGCGGAAUUCUUGGAGAAGAGGGGAAAGCUGCCGCCUAGUUGGGUGGACUCUGUGUCCAAAUCCUAAUAAUUUCAAAUAUGUUUUAGUUACAAUAAUGUGACCACUAAAAUGUAGUGAAACACUAACGCUCCACGUAUUCCCCCUAUUCGUUAUUUCCUUUUCAACACCAUAGUAUGUAACAUGCCGAGUCCUUUCACCAAAGGGAAAAUCCAUCACACCCCUGAAGAUGAAAGAAUGUUUCCAAUUGCAUCUC
This is a messenger RNA of Brassica napus (rape), 594 nucleotides long. RefSeq lists its product as uncharacterized. The transcript is spliced from 5 exons. The record is from RefSeq and is a predicted model, not a curated record. The coding region runs from base 102 to 407 and encodes 101 amino acids. NCBI's taxonomy places the organism in Eukaryota, Viridiplantae, Streptophyta, Magnoliopsida, Brassicales, Brassicaceae.